Molecule: messenger RNA, 1455 nt
Organism: Paramecium primaurelia
Lineage: Eukaryota; Ciliophora; Oligohymenophorea; Peniculida; Parameciidae
Source: the annotation of a GenBank genome assembly
AUGAAUAAAUACACAUUAAUUUUUAGGGAUGAAAAUACUGAAAAAAAAUAUUAACAUUAGAAAAAAUAUGGACUAAAUAUAAUAAUUGGAGGAAUGGUUAUUAGUUUUAUCUUAAGGACCAUUAUGAAAGUAAUUAAUUUUGAAUGGGUGAAUACAGGAAUAAAUUUGGGAGUUGUGGCUAUGUUAAUUUUUUUGAGAAGUUAUUCAAAAUAUUACCUAUUAAAACGAUUAAGCCUAAUAAUUACAAAUUGUGGAUUAUCAAUUUUUACAUUUAUUUAUGAAGAACCUAGUAAUAAUAUGUAUUCUCAUUUAAGAGGUGCAAAUAGUGCUUUAAGUUCAUUAAUAAUUGUAUUAUCUGGUGAUUUUCCAGAAAGUGUAGUUUAAAUUAUAUUUAUAUAAGUAACAAAAGGAAUAUAUACAAUUUUAUAUAGCUCUUAAAAUGAAUAUGAAAUAUUAACAGGUAAUAUAUUAAUAAUGAUAAUAUUAAUAUAUUAUUUAUAUUUUCAUCAUAAAGCAAUAAGAUCAUAAUAUUUAUUAACUUUAGUAGAAUAAAAAUGGGAAAAUGUAUUAGAAAGUAUAAUAGAAAAUCAAUCAUAUUUUAUUAUUAAUUUUAUUUAAGAUACAUAUUAAUUUUAAAUAUAAUCUUAACAUAAUUGUGAAUAAUAUUUUUAUGAUAAAGAUUAUAAAACAUUUUUAAGAUAAUCUUAAAUUGAAAAAUCUAAUUUAGAACAUUAUUUCUUUUAAUAAAUAUAACUACAUUUAAAUAAUCAUAAUCCUAUUAAUUCAUCAAUUAUAUUUGUUAAAAAUUCAUUAUCUUUAUUUAAACUUAAAUAUUCUAUUUAUUUUACUACUUAACCUACUAUUUUAAUUAUAUUUGAAACUGUUUAAUAAUCAAAAAAUAGAAAUAUUAAUUUACUUUAUAAUAAAAUUAUAUUGUAUAAUAGAAUGCUACAAAUGUCAAUUAAUUAAAUACAAAAUUAAAAUUUUUUGUAUCAACGAUUAAAACAUUAUUUAUAGAUAGAAAAUGUUAUGUUUUAACUAGAAAAAGGAAAUUUUAAGCUUCAAACAAUAAAACUAAAUAAAUUUUUAAUGAAAUUUUCCUUUAUUUAGAACCUAAGCAAUUAUUAAUAGAAAAAAGAAUUGAAAAUCACAACACUUCCUAAUGUUCUAAAAGCAUUGUUUUUGUUAAUCAGGGAUUUUUCUAUUUAAGUAAAAGAUAGAGAGAAGUAAAUCUAAAAUAGUAUCUUCUUAUCAUAUUAAGAUGUAUCAGAAAAUUAAGUCGUGUUGAUUUUAUAAGGUAGAUUUUAAGUUAAAUAAAUCUAAAAUUUGAUUGAUAUUUAUAAGCUACAAUUCUACACAAUAUUGAGCAACAUUGAUAUAUACUAAGAUAAAAUUAUAAAGUUAAUUUUAAAAAAGAGAAUCUAGAUACCAUUUAUAAAUAAAUUGGAUAUAUGA